Messenger RNA from Stereum hirsutum FP-91666 SS1, 210 nucleotides. RefSeq lists its product as uncharacterized. The transcript has 2 exons. The annotation marks the transcript as partial. The record is from RefSeq and is a predicted model, not a curated record. Lineage: Eukaryota; Fungi; Basidiomycota; Agaricomycetes; Russulales; Stereaceae.
ACAGCUUGCCUCCAGCUCUUUGAGGCACUCGAGGAAUGUCAUGCAAAUGCCUGGCUAAAAUGGACUGGGGGCUGUAAUCAGGCCAAGCUUGACCUCAACAAGUGCUUACACGGGGAUUCUGUUGCCCGAGCUGCCAGGAACCGAGAAGACUCCAAGGCCAGACAGGCUAAGCGCGAUCAAGCCUGGAAAGAGCUGCAUGCGAACGAUUAA